Molecule: messenger RNA, 1416 nt
Organism: Clonostachys byssicola
Lineage: Eukaryota; Fungi; Ascomycota; Sordariomycetes; Hypocreales; Bionectriaceae
Source: the annotation of a GenBank genome assembly
AUGGCGGCGCAGUUUGGCCCCCAACCCUGGGCUUCAACACCCUUCUGUCGUGCUCUGCUAUUUGGCUCUCCAUUUCGAGUCCCUUCGGUCUCCAUGGGAGUAAUAGUUAAACGGCCAUCACCCGGGCAGGGAGCCCCAACGAGACUUCGCCGGAGGGAGCCUCGGAGAGAAUCGCAACGGCUUGUUGUAGACGACCGUCAAGCACAGGCUCAAUAUCCCGCAACACAACCUGAUGUCUAUCCCGACGCAGGGAAACCAGACCCAGCACAACUUCAAGCCUCAAACCCCAAGUCGCCUGAUAAUAUUGCCCCCGACCUUAGGCAGGCCAGCUUCGUACCCCCUGCCAGUCUCCGUGGUAGGCGCUCCACGGCGGAAGUUGAUAUCAUUCAAGUGCACGGUCUUGCUGGUCAUACCAUAGAGAACACGAAGACGAGAAUUCGAGAUCUUCACAAGCGGGAUCCUUUAAUACCAUGGGGCUAUAAACGAGUAGCAGACGUCUGGAGUCACCUCAGGAGAAGCCGCAUCAUGCAAACGCAUGCAUCCAAAUAUUUGUUCAGUUCCACUGAAGAUGAGAUGAAGGAAAUCAACGAGCGAAAGACGGAUCAGUCCAAGGCGACCGAUACCUAUACAUACCCAUUUCCAGAUGACUUAUCCAAGGCGGACUUCUGGAUCCCCCAGGCCGCACCGGACGGCCGACUCUUUUACUAUAAUACGAUGACGGGCGAUCGCAGCGUGGAACUCCCUCUUGAGUCCUCAGUAUCGUAUAAUUACCAGCAGCAGCAACAGCAGCCUUUCUUCACGGACGAGCCUCACCGCCCGCUCUAUACCGAGCCAGAGUCCAUCAAUCCGGUAGGUGUCGCCGCCGCAGGGGCAGCGGCCGGUGUGGCCGCGAGCGCGGCGCUGGGCCUGGCUGCCGACUACGAUCAUCCCGAAGUCCAGAUCCCAUCCAAGCCGGUCACGCCCCAGCGACGGAAGACGGAUGAUGAGAUUAUGGCGAUCGGCCGCCAGCUGGCCGGUCUUGCCAAGCGCCAGAACGAGGAGGACCGGAGGGCGCGAGGCGUAACUAGACCAUCACGGUUGGUAUCCGCUGCUAAGAUAAGGUCUAUGACUAUUACCGUACCAAAUAUUCCAAGGGAUGCAAACGGCACUGCUGGUGGUCGGGAAACCGAUUGGACGAGAAGAUAUCAAGCCGCGCGAAAGAACCUCCAACUAGAGCCUCAGAAGCAACAGGAGAAGAAUUUUUCAAUUGUACCUACGAUCUCGAAGGAUCAUACAGCAGGUGAGCAGGCGCGGCAGGACGGCCUAUUUGCUGAACUGGGACGGGGAGAAAAGCGACAUCUAUCAAGAAUUCACACUGACGGAGAGCAACAUAUCCUUGACUCUCUGGCUCGCAAGAAGCCCAAAAGGGAUAAGUAG